Messenger RNA from Adineta steineri, 1140 nucleotides. Lineage: Eukaryota; Metazoa; Rotifera; Eurotatoria; Adinetida; Adinetidae. The record is from the annotation of a GenBank genome assembly.
AUGUUGUUCAGAUCUCUUUAUCAGAAUAAGCAUAUAUAUCAAAAAUUUCAUACAAGUUCUCCACGACAUGUUAAUCCUAUAUUAUGGGUUUUUCUUAAACCUGCACUUAAAGGUAUCGCUUGGAUAACCGGCAGAUCAGCUAGAAAAUGGUAUCGACAGCUACCAGCGGAAAAACAAUCUGUAUUUAUGCAACAUCUUAAUCGACAUAAAUAUACUUAUAUGGGUAUAUUUGGAACAAUAGGAACUGCUGCUGGCAUACAUUAUUAUACUCAUCUUGAAACAGCACCUAUAACUGGAAGACGACGUUAUAUGAUGAUGAAUAUUGACUACUUGAAACAAUUAUCUGAGAUGGAAAAAGAAAAGAUGGCAUCAAUGUUUAACAAUCAAAUGUUACCCGAAAAGAGUAAGCAAACUCAACAGGUAGCUCGAGUAGCAAGACGAAUUAUUGCCUCUAAUAUGGAUAUUGCCAAUAUCAAAACAAUAAAAUGGACUGUUCGAGUUGUUGUAACUUUUGUCUUACCGUCCGGUGAUAUUUAUUUUACUCGAGGCAUGCUUGAAACAAUGACCAAUGAAGAUCAAGUAGCUAUUGUUCUUGCUCAUGAACUUUCACAUGCAUUAUUAGGGCAUAGUGGAGAAAGAAUAUCUUAUUUGCAAAUAAUCGAUAUUCUAGCUAUAUUUGGUGCAUUUAUUAUUUGGGCUGUUUUCCCAACUGAUUGGACUUCUUUUUGGGUGAAUUUUAUAUUUGAAAAUUUUAUAACAUUUACCUCUCGAUUACCUUAUUCUCGAUAUUUGGAAGAAGAAGCUGAUGAAGUGGGUCUUAUGUUAGCAGCAAAAAGCUGCUAUGACGUUCGUGAAUCAGUUAGUUUCUGGAAAGCAGCUGCAGUAGCCGAUAUUGAAGCAGCUAUACCAGAAUUCAUGUCUACACAUCCAGCAAAUGCUAAGCGUGCUGAAAAUCUUGAUAAAAUCGUUCCUUGGGCACUUGAUUUACGUCGUGAAUGCAAUUGUGCUCCAUUACCACAAAAUAAAACACUUGGUGUACUUAAUCUUUCAACACAUCCCGAAGAAAAAAUAAUGGCACCGAUUGAAAAAAAUGCAGGUGGUUUACGUCAUAUACCUGUGAUAGAAACUAUCAAAAAAUAA